UUUCGCAGCUGGUCGUUACGCUCCGGACAGGUUUCAGGGAAGCUCCGGGCUCAUCAUGUCGCGGCAUCUUCGCUUCAUCGCUCGGACGGUGAUGGUCCAAGAUGGCAACGUCGACGCGGCGUACAAGACCUUAAACAGGGUCUUAACCCAGGAUGGCAUCAUCGACACGGUGAAGCGUAAACGCUACUUUGAGAAGCCCUGCCGAGAGCGACAGCGGAAGAACUUCGAGAACUGCAAGCGCAUUUACCACAUGGAAAUGGCCCGAAAGAUUGCUUUCAUCUCCAGGACAAACAGAGAGGAUCCCUGGCUCGGCUGCUAGGGGGGAGGAAUGUGUUGAGAGAGCGCAAUAACAGCGAACUGAUGACUAGGGGGACGGUUUAACAAGCACUAGGUCUGUGUUACACCUGAUGGGACUCGUAGAAAAGUAACAAAAUAACGGAAAGCGAAUCUAAGAACAUGUUUGUAGAUGUUCAUGAGUCGUUUAGAUUUAUUGUGACAUUUCUUUGUGAAUCGGGUCUCAUUCCAGUUAAAGCUUGCUGUAAAUUAACUCAAGCUCACCACUGCAGGCGCAACCAUCUAAGCUCUUCAUCGCAUCUGUCCAGAGCAUUAGCUCUCAGUGCAGGAGGCUGUUACAUGUGAACUUGCUUUUGCUUCAUUCGCACUGAAAAACAACCAUUUUAACUACAUUUGGUCCUUGUUGAGGUUAACAAGUUGUGUUUAUAUCCUUUCCUGCAGCCUCAGGCUGGUCACCUAGAUGUUAUACUGACGGCUCUCCCUGUUUUUUGGAUUCAUCUGGCGUCUAAUGUUAAUAAAUAUAUCCAACAUCUCCACCUCGACCUGCUGCAGAAUUCCUGUCAAAUAUGAAAAUGUGGAAUUAUAAUUUUUAGAUGUUGCUAAAUACAAAUAAAUAAAUUUGUGCUUCCAGAACAUUGUAACUUAAAAUUGAGGAGUUUAACAACAUAAAUGGAUCUAACGAGCCGAAUCAGUCUUCCCACGCUAAAAAAUAAAUAUGAAGAUAUGGGUUACAAUUCUGUUUUUGCUUUUUAAAUCCUGCAUAACAACAUUGUUUUGUAAGAUCAACAAAUUAGGAUUGUGGUAUAAAAGUGAAGAAUUAAUUAAAACUGGCUGAAAUAGGAAAAAAUAAAUGAUUACCUGCAGCAUUUGCUUGAAA
Messenger RNA from Fundulus heteroclitus (mummichog), 1171 nucleotides. It is a transcript of the gene mrps21, whose product is annotated as mitochondrial ribosomal protein S21. The record is from RefSeq and is a predicted model, not a curated record. Gene Ontology annotation, molecular function: structural constituent of ribosome. The transcript is spliced from 2 exons. Gene Ontology annotation, cellular component: ribosome. The coding region runs from base 56 to 319 and encodes 87 amino acids. Lineage: Eukaryota; Metazoa; Chordata; Actinopteri; Cyprinodontiformes; Fundulidae. Gene Ontology annotation, biological process: translation.